This is a messenger RNA of Phlebotomus papatasi, 3114 nucleotides long. It is a transcript of the gene tamo, whose product is annotated as protein tamozhennic. The transcript has 5 exons. Lineage: Eukaryota; Metazoa; Arthropoda; Insecta; Diptera; Psychodidae. The coding region runs from base 307 to 2376 and encodes 689 amino acids. Gene Ontology annotation, cellular component: cytoplasm. The record is from RefSeq and is a predicted model, not a curated record.
GCCUGCUGACAUUGACAUUUUGAGAAAAAAAAUAUUUGUUUUCCCGUGGACACUGCAAGUGAUUAUUUUUUGUGAUUUUCACCCCCAAAAACUCCUUCAAUCGCCAUGGUUUCAGUGGCAAUCCCGAGGGUGAUUGUUGGUCAGGAGUGUUGAUGGUGUUUUAGGUGGAAACACCAUUUGCAAGUGACGAAAAAUCACACAUCAACUACCCACUGAAAAGGUGGGGAUUCUGACGACGGGAAAGGGUGACAGCCGGUGAGGAGGUUUCUGUGAUUCGUUUAGGAGUGUUUUGUUUUGUGAGAAGAUAUGUCCGAUAUUGUGGGUUGCAACUUGCUUCCGGAAUUGUGGCAGCAGAUCCUGCAGCAGCAGUGGACGUACCUGGAGACGGAGGAGAGCUUGCAGAAGAUUGAGGAACGACGAAAACUUGAGGAAUGCCUCAAGGAUUAUUUGUGCAUUGUGCCCCAUUCGAAGAAAUUCCUCCUUCCAGUCACAGCCUACGUCCUGCAGAAGUCCAUCCUCCAGGGAGAUGAUUCCUCAGCCUACAAGGCUUCCAUUGGCUUCGAGUCCAUCAGCCAGUAUGCCAAUAAUUUAUUCACGAGACCCUGGCGAAAAGAGUAUCGCGUCAUCAAGAUGUACUCGGGCUUCUACUACCACGAAAUCCAAUCAAAUCUGGUAGAAUCCGAGAAGAUCUUCGAGGCUAUGGGCUACAAAGUUCUGCCCAAUCGGACUCUUGUCCUCGAAGGACCCAUCUGUCCUGAUCAGGUCACCAAUGUUUCCCGCGAUGCCCUAAUGGCUUUCGUGGAAUGCCAGAUCCUCAAGCAGAUCUUCUCAGGGCUCACAGCUAUGCAAGUGUCCAGCAACUGGAUCGACAUCUUCACCUUCCGCAGCAUGCAUACGGGAACACCUGAACAGAUGAUCAAUUCAAUGGUGUUCUCAAUGCAGGAGAAGAGGACACAUCAGGAAAAAUCUGAUAAUUACUACAAUGUCCCUGUCACGAAUUCUUGCAAUUCCUGCAGUGCUUCGAGACAAUAUCAAUUAGUUCCUCCUCCCCCUCCUCCUGUGUCCACUUAUUGUCCAUCCUCAGUAGCACCUCCCUGUUCACUGCAUCCGGUGCCCAAUUAUGGGUAUCAAACGCCCGGACAGGGAGUCUACAUGAAUCCCCACGCAAUGCCUCACUCCAAAUCCCUGGAUCAUCCCAGCGAGAAGAUUCGUCAGCACAGGCACUAUUCCCUGGACCAGCCGGCUUAUGAAUAUGCCAGGUCACCGGGAUAUGGGAAUUAUGACUGUGUGGAUGGAUAUGCACCAGCUUGCGCUUCCUUCAGCGCCUACAAUACGGCUGGCAAUCGCUAUCCCCUUCCCGGAGGCUUCCCACUGGCUGGGCUCAAUCAGCCCUGCGACAGUGUCAAUGGGCAGCAUUUAGCACCUCCGAUGGUGAUCAAUGGGAGUACCUAUGGGCACAGGAAUUCCUCAGGAAAUUGCUACCAUCAGCAGCCUGAUCAUGUGUGCUAUCCUGAGUAUCAGGGAUGCAAUUUCUGCGGGGAUAAACGGCCCAAGGGUUCAGCUGGGCUGAGGGGGGAGAAUUUAAUAGAUUUGGGCGACUACAGGGACUAUCAGCAGCCAUUUGAUGCCACUUCUAUCUCCAACGGAGAACUGUCUGACUACUAUCACCGCGUCAAAGUGGCUCAGAAGGUGCGGCCAAGGCCAUCGGAAGGAGACAUUUAUGCAAGGAACAACUUGCGCUCCUCCAAACCAAUAAUCAGCAGUCACACAAGGCACAACAUUGAGCCACAGGAUGAAAUGAGCAGCAGUGAUCCGGAGAGGCACAAAAAUCACGAUGGGGUGGGUUCAUUUGAGUCGUGGGACUAUGUCUUUCAGAAUUUGGAGAAGCAGGGAUACAGCAAGGACCUUAGAGGGGGAGAGAGGGAUUUGUUGGUGCAGGGCCUGGAUUUGGGUUCCCUGAAGCUCCAUGAGGAGCGUCGGGCGACGGGGAAUCCAAUACCGGCUGUUGCACAUAAAGUGAAAGUGGCCAAGAGUGAUCCAGCGACCAAAGGUAUUCAGACGGAGAGUGUCCAGAGGAGGAGCACAUCUACGAGGACGGCAGCGACAAAUGUCAAUAAUAACAAUGGGGAAUCGCUUGAGAGGCAGAGGAUGCAUCAGGAGAACACGAAGAAUCGACAAAUCCAGGAUCAACAGCAGCAGCGGAAGACAGUGAGGCAUGGGGGAUCAGAUGGGAUGGUGGGGAGUGGUGGGGCACAGAAUGAAUGGAGCUGCCGGUUUUGUACUUAUCUCAAUCCGGACAGCAGAAAAAUUUGCGAGAUGUGCUCAAAGAGUAAAGACUUCUUCUUCAGUCUGGACAAGACGCCAACAUGCGUCUAAAAACAAACUGGAUUCUUCUUCUGGUAAAGAAUGCAAUUUUCAUUUCACAAUCUUUUUUAUUGGAAAUUAUUUGUAAAAAUUCAUGUGUUUAUUUGUUUUUUUUUUUUUUUAAUAAAUUAGAGACUGUGAAAAAAUAGUUGUGAGAUUUAGUGAAAAAAAACCUCAUACAAUAUGCUUUAGAUUCCUUCUAUUCUAGGUUGAAGAUAUAUUAGUUAAAAGAGUGUGAACUGCUUAAGAAGUCUCCGUUGAGCGGAAAUUUCUGGUAGGAAAAUAAUUGUCACACAAUGCAAUAAAAUUGUUAUUUAUAUUUUUUUUAAAAGAUUCCUUAACUUACUAGAAAGAAAUUUCUUUCAAUCAAUUUGCCAUAUUAUCUGCAAAUACUGGAAACAAAGGAGAUUGUGUAAGUCCUAAACCUAGAAUGAUGGAGAAAUGUCACAAAUCUUUUAAUGUGCUAACAGAAAUCUAUUACGAUAAAAGUCUACAAAUUUAAAAAGAAAUCACAAAAGAAAAAAAUACACAAAUAAAAAUGAAAACAACACACAGUAUUUCUAAAAAGUAAAUUGAAAACAAUCUAGUUGAAAAUUGUGGCAAAAAAAACUAUCUUUCCCCUUUGGCAUUGAUAUAUACAAGGAAACAAAGCUCUUCUCUUUGCAUUUUUUCAAAACAAACAAAAAAAUAUAUACAAAUAAAAAUUUUUAACAGGAAUCAUACAAAAAAAAACAAUCCUCUAGCUGAAAA